GAACAGUGUUUGUAUUACUAUAACAAAUUAGAAAAGAAAAUCAAAAGAAGAAACUGAGUGAAAUGGGUUCUUCUUCUUGGAUUAAAGUGUUGCUUUUUGUAGCUUUGAUUCUCCCAGCUUUGGUUGAAUGCAAAGUGAGGCACUACACAUUCCACGUGGAGACUAAGAACUUCACUAGACUAUGUUCAAGCAAAUCAAUUGUCACCGUUAAUGGGAAGUUCCCUGGCCCCACUCUUUACGCUAGAGAAGGUGAUAAUGUGCUGGUCAAAGUGGUCAACAGAGUCAACCACAAUGUUACAAUCCAUUGGCAUGGGAUUAGACAGUUGAGAACUGGUUGGGCUGAUGGGCCUGCAUAUGUGACACAGUGCCCAAUUCAACCAGGAAACAGCUUUGUUUACAACUUCACCAUAACAGGACAAAGAGGAACACUUCUUUGGCAUGCACAUGUUAAUUGGCUAAGGUCCACUCUUCAUGGAGCCUUGGUUAUCUUGCCCAAGAGGGGUGUCCAUUAUCCUUUCCCUAAGCCUGAUGAUGAAUUGGUUCUUGUAUUAGGAGAAUGGUGGAAAUCAGAUACCGAAGCAGUUAUCAAUGAAGCUCUUAAAUCAGGUUUGGCACCAAAUGUCUCAGAUGCUCAUACCAUUAACGGCCUUCCAGGGACAGUUACCAAUUGUUCUACACAAGAAGUAUACAACCUACCUGUGGAAAGUGGCAAAACCUACCUUCUGAGAAUCAUCAACGCUGCACUCAAUGAGGAACUCUUCUUCAAAAUCGCAGGCCACAAGCUCACCGUGGUUGAAGUUGAUGCCACAUAUGUCAAGCCCUUCAAAAUUGACACCAUUCUCAUAGCUCCAGGUCAAACCACCAAUGUCCUUCUAGAAGCUGACCAAAAAUCUGGCAAAUAUUUAGUUGCAGUCUCUCCAUUCAUGGAAGCACCAAUUGCAGUUGACAACUUAACCGCCACGGCAACACUUCACUACACUGGAAUUCUCCAAAAUACCCCUACAGUACUCACAACUCCUCCCCCCAAAAACGCGACAAAAAUAGCCAAUAACUUCCUUGAUUCUCUUAAGGCUCUUAACUCCAACAGAUACCCUGUCAAUGUACCGCACACAAUUGACCACUCGCUUUUCUUUACCGUUGGUUUAGGAAUUAAUCCAUGCCCGACCUGUAAAGCCGGGAAUGGAAGCAGGGCAGUUGCGUCCAUUAAUAAUGUGACGUUUAGUAUGCCAACUACGGCGUUGCUUCAAGCGCAUUACUUCAAUAUUAAGGGUGUUUUUACGACGGAUUUUCCCGGAAAUCCGCCGAUUGUUUUUAACUUUACCGGUGCCGGACCAAAGAAUUUGCAGACCACAGUUGGUACCAAGCUAUACAAGGUGAAGUACAAUGAUACUGUUCAGCUUGUGCUGCAAGAUACUGGGAUCAUUGCACCUGAGAGCCACCCGGUUCAUCUUCAUGGAUUCAAUUUCUAUAUUAUUGGUCGGGGAGUUGGGAAUUAUAAUAAUAAAACGGAUCCAAAGAGCUUCAACCUUGUUGAUCCGGUUGAAAGAAACACUGUUGGAGUACCAACUGGAGGCUGGGUUGCUAUUAGAUUCAGAGCUGAUAAUCCAGGGGUUUGGUUCAUGCAUUGCCAUCUGGAAGUGCACACAACAUGGGGACUAAAGAUGGCAUUUUUGGUGGAAAAUGGGAAAGGUCCUAAACAAUCAGUGAUACUACCACCAAAAGAUCUUCCAAAAUGUUAGACACACAGUAUAUCCAUCAAAUCAAAUCAAAUCAAAUAAUUAUAUGCAUAAGAGGGGGGAAGGACUUCCAAUUCAAAUUGAAGUGUUGGAAGGAUACAGAGAAGCCAGGCAAAAAAAAGAGAAUGAUCGGAAAGAAGGGGCUAUUUAAUAAGUGAGGCGGUUCAAUUUGUUUUUUUUUUUUUCUUAUAAAGUAAAAUAGGAGAAUUUGUCCAACAUGUUCAAUAAUAUGGACCGGUUAUUUUUAGUUUUGCUUAGACACAUUUUUUAGAGGCACUUAGCUUCAUAUAUGUAUGAAACCAAUAAAUGUUCGCUUUUGUUGUUUAU
Arachis duranensis is the source of this 2063-nucleotide messenger RNA. RefSeq names its product laccase-4. Gene Ontology annotation, cellular component: apoplast. Gene Ontology annotation, molecular function: copper ion binding; hydroquinone:oxygen oxidoreductase activity. Bases 63 to 1739 code for a protein of 558 amino acids. The transcript is spliced from 6 exons. Gene Ontology annotation, biological process: lignin catabolic process. NCBI's taxonomy places the organism in Eukaryota, Viridiplantae, Streptophyta, Magnoliopsida, Fabales, Fabaceae. The record is from RefSeq and is a predicted model, not a curated record.